GGCCAUGAUCAGUUGUAGUCGAGGGUCCAGCUUUGAGCUCGAUGAUAUAUUUCUCUUUUUCCUUAAUCGGUCAAAGCCAGAAACACCGUAGCAACUAAUCACAAAGAUUUUGUGUUUGGAGUUUGCGGAGGAAACUUGGUUUAAACUUCAAAUUAACUUUGGUUUAAUAGAAUCCAGUAGGUAGUAAUUUGUAAAGAAUGGUUUGGGCUUUGCUUCCCGUCGAUCCUUCCUCAGCUGAACAAGAAGAAGAAGAAGAAGAUAAGUACUAUAUUUUCAAGAAUGGAACGUAUUCUGUGGGUCGAAAAGGGUGUGAUAUCAUCAUUCACAAAGACAAGGGAGUGUCCAGAAUCCAUGCUCAUAUAAUGGUUGAUGAAAUGACUCAAUCAUGUCAAGUUCGAAUCAGAGAUUUGUCAAAGUACGGGACAUUCAUUAACAAGAAUCUUAGUUCUAACAAGAAAGUUCAUCAUUUUCCUAAUAAACAGACCUCUUUAGAAGAUGGGGACCUCCUUUCUUUUGGAACAGGAAAUGCAACCUUUCGAUUCUCUUAUGUGCCGCUUGUACUCUAUAUCUGCUGUGCUGAGGCCUCCCAGAUGAAUCAUCAUCUUCAGGACAAAGUUUCAUCCAUUGGUGCUCGUCUUACUCAUGUUUACAGUGAGGAUUGUACACAUGUGAUUGUUGAUCAACAUGUGCCCCUGAAAAGGGAUCUGCUUGAUGCAAUUGUGGCAAAGAAACCGCUCUUACGUACUAGUUGGCUUGAGCUUGUAGCUGAGAGAAGUAUCCAGACUAAGUUUCCUGAUUGCUGUUCCCAUGUUCCAACAAUUAUGGUGGAUGGAGUAUUUGUUGAAGUUUCAGACCCAAAAACGCGUGAAAACUGUUUGGGAGGAUACACCUUUCUCUUAGAAUCUACACAAGUGUACAAGUUUGGGGAUAGAUUGCAGUCUCUGCUGGAAGUGAGUGGCUCAAGGGUUAACUAUGUUGAAGAAAUUUGUUCAAGUAGUCAGGCCUUUGGGUGUGGAGAAAAUACUUGUCUUACAUAUGUCAUCCCUGGAAGGUCAGUAGACAAGUUUGAUCACUUGGAUAAUCUCGGUUUAUCAUAUAGAGUGGAUGAGAUGGCAUUAAUACGUGCUCUUUUAUCUGGAAAAUUGGAUCAGUCUAUAUUGAUAUCAUCAUCAGUACCUGUUUCUUCUUCUUGCUCCACAGACGAAACUGUAGUAGCAGAUUCCGAUGAGGAAAUUGAAAUGGCUACAUCAGUUAAUGUGAAUGCUACUACAUGUAAAGAAGGGGCCCAGAAUUAUGUGAGCAGAGAUGGAAUUUCCAUGGAAGCACCUAGCUGUGUGAGCAAAGCGGAAGUGCCUACAUGUCAGGAUGCUAUUAGAUUGAAGGAUGACCGAGUGACCUCUAAAGAUGAUAAUUGUUGUUUGACAGCAAGAAGAGACGAGGCUGACCAAGUGACGUCUAAAGAUGAUAAUUGUUGUUUGACAGCAAGAAGAGACAAGGCUGACGAGUCUGAAUAUGGAAGUUCUAAUAUUGUUUAUAGCCAAGUUUUAAUAGUUAGAGAUGUAAAUAUAACUUCCAAAAAUAGCUUUAAAGAAGACAACGGUGUUAUAAAUUACAAGCGCUUUCGCAAGGCAAGCAUUCAGUCUGGAAAUAGCUUCAACAAUCUUGUUCCAUUUUCGAAGCAUCCUUACAAAGAUUAUGAAUUUGGAAGUGGGGACUUGGCCGAAUCUGUUAAGGAGGAGAAAAAGAGAAAAAAAAUGGAUGCCAUUGCAGAUGACAUGUUUAACAGUGAAAAGGGGGGGAGACAGCGUGGUUUAUCAGGUUCUCUUCGUCGUGGACUUCUUCAUACACGGGGUUGACAAAGGUUGAAGUAUUUAGUGCAGUGCAUUGUUUCCUUUUGUAACAUUUGUAUAUGCACCUUUGGUAGAGAGACGCUUGACAUGAGUUAAAGAGUUGGCAUCAUUGCACAAUGGACUUUACCGUAGAACGUACAUUUAAGUUAGUCCAGGAUAGGAUAUUUGCAUUAUAAAAUCUUCCUUUCUGCAUCUUUUCUGGUUGGCGCUAUAGAGCGCUGACUCAGAUAUGCAUCUAGACAACCUUUUGUCUAUAGUCAUGUGCUUUUUAGUUAUUUUAUAUAUUUAUACUUUUUUUAUAAA
Messenger RNA from Gossypium raimondii (Peruvian cotton), 2153 nucleotides. RefSeq names its product nibrin homolog. The record is from RefSeq and is a predicted model, not a curated record. The coding region runs from base 198 to 1856 and encodes 552 amino acids. Gene Ontology annotation, molecular function: damaged DNA binding; protein binding. Gene Ontology annotation, biological process: double-strand break repair via homologous recombination; mitotic G2 DNA damage checkpoint signaling. Gene Ontology annotation, cellular component: Mre11 complex. Lineage: Eukaryota; Viridiplantae; Streptophyta; Magnoliopsida; Malvales; Malvaceae. The transcript has 13 exons.